AUGAGAUUUCUUAUCCAUUUUCUAAUAGCUGUCUCUUUGCCAUCCAUCACUUAUGGAUAUAUGGGAGCAGUUAUGGGAAAGCUGACGACUUGUGACGAUGCGAAAACGAAUUUGAACAAGGAUUGGGAUGCGAAGGAUUUCAGUGCAUUCACAUGUUCUUCUUCUAUUCAUUACGCUGUUCAGAAGGACAUUGACCCAGUUUUCUUCGAUAUGGUUCAACAGAACAGCUCGUAUGAUCCAAGAAAAGACCAAGUGAUGCACAAAUGUAUGGAUGAAAGUAUCGAAUAUGAAGAUCGCAUUCCUGUCAGAGGAGAUCAUCGUCCAAAUUGGGCUCGUUUCGGAGAGUAUUUGUAUGUGCCAGUUCAAAGAUGGCUUCAUAAUUUAGAACAUGGAUCAAUUGUUCUUUUGUAUCAUCCAUGUGUCGAUCUGGAUGAGCUCAACAAAUUGAGACAAUUAGUGACGUCUUGCAUCUAUCGUCACGUCAUCACACCGUAUAUCAAGUUGACAGCUGAAAGACCAUUGGCUUUGGUUGGAUGGGGAUCUCGAUUGGAAAUGAAUUCGGUGGAUGAGAAAAAAGUGGUUGAUUAUAUGAAGAAGUAUGGAAAUCGAGCACCGGAAGAGAUUACUCGUGAUGGAAAAUAUGAUGAAUAUUUGAUUCAAGAAGCCAAAUUUGUCAGUGGAGAAGAGGAUUCGAAGAUUUGUCCAAAUCAUUGA
Caenorhabditis briggsae is the source of this 714-nucleotide messenger RNA. The coding region runs from base 1 to 714 and encodes 237 amino acids. Gene Ontology annotation, cellular component: cytoplasm. The record is from RefSeq and is a predicted model, not a curated record. Lineage: Eukaryota; Metazoa; Nematoda; Chromadorea; Rhabditida; Rhabditidae. The transcript has 4 exons.